Messenger RNA from Hippoglossus stenolepis (Pacific halibut), 2211 nucleotides. RefSeq names its product tuftelin 1a (gene tuft1a). Gene Ontology annotation, biological process: intracellular signal transduction. Gene Ontology annotation, cellular component: intracellular anatomical structure. The record is from RefSeq and is a predicted model, not a curated record. The transcript is spliced from 12 exons. NCBI's taxonomy places the organism in Eukaryota, Metazoa, Chordata, Actinopteri, Pleuronectiformes, Pleuronectidae. The coding region runs from base 174 to 1328 and encodes 384 amino acids.
UCUCUCUCUCACCGGUGUGUCCGCAGGUCUGGAGACUUUUAACAGCAGCAGGACCGUCGACGUUCACCACAGAAGACUGAAGCUCUGAAGGAGGAAGCUCGUUUUUAUUACUAUUAUUUACUUUAUUCGUUUAUUUAUUUGUUUGUGCGGCAUUUAUCAUAUUUCAAUCAAAGAUGAACGGAGUCACGAGAAGUCUGUGCACCUUUGAGGACAUCAGAAAUCAAGACUAUGGGGAGGGGUGCAGGCGGCUGCGGCUCACACUGCAGGACCAGAACCAGGCAGCUCGGAGCACAGAGCAGCACCGGGACAAGCCAGUCGGACGAGCGUACGCACUGGUGCAGCCGGCCAGCGACAGGACACCUGUGACCCCCGAGCCGGUCAAAUCUACAGAGCAGGUGGAAGUUAUCAAAGUGUAUCUCGAGGCGCGCAGACAAGAGCAGCACAAACACCAGCAGAGCCUGAAGAUGCUGUCGGAUGAGGUUUCACAGAUACAGGAGGUGAGGUAUUGCCUGAAGUCACUGAGGGAGCAGAUGGCGGCCAAAAACAAGUCGCACACAAACGGGUGGAAAGUCAGCGUCCCCUUCAGAAAGAGCUCCUCGUCUGCCCCCAAGGGAGCAGCCAAAGCUGACGUACAGGAAGUGGAUGAUGAGGCGGAGAGGACCAACCUGAGGGAAGUCAGUAAACGCUUGUAUGCGCAGCUGCAGGAAGCUGAGAAGAAACACCAGGAAGAGAGGGAGAGGCUGCUGGCUGAGGGCACCAGACUGAAGGAGCGUGUGAGCGACCAGGAGGAGAAGUUGAAGGCCACAGAGGAAGCCAACGAGAGGAAAGACCAGCGCCUUGAAGAGGUCCAGAGGCUGCUGGGAGGGAUGGAGCUGGAGAGCUCCACCCUGCGGGAGACGAUCCGCAGCCGGGAGGAGGAACUCCGCGAGCUGCGCAAGAUCAGAGAGGAGGGCCAGAAAGGGGAUCAGAGGGCUGAACAGUUGGAGAAGGAGGUGGCCAUUCUCAAAGAGAAGAUCCACCAUCUGGACGACAUGCUGAAAAGCCAACAGAGGAAAGUCAGACACAUGAUUGAGCAGCUCCAGAACUCUCGCAUGGUGAUCCAGGAGAGAGACCGCGUGAUCAAAGAGCUGGAGGAGAAAGUAGCAUUCCUGGAGGCUGAGAACCGAGAGAUGCAUGACCAGAUGGACUAUUUCCUGGGAGGACAGAGGUCCAACUCCUACCUUUCAUCAGAGCGCAACCCCCAGAUUGUCUACAGUAGACAACUCAAGCCGUCCAACUCAUCCAACAAACCACUCCCUUUCAUCAAAGUCAUCGAGAUCAAGUCAUGAAGCGACUGAUCAGGUGACGGACACAUUUCUGAGGUGACGGCCACAGAACCACGAAAACCUUUUCCAAUGCAGACUGAAACACAAACAACAGCUCCACUCCCACGUCUGAGGGCGUGAACGAUGCGAGCUGAGCGUCCCGGACUGCGACACUUCCACUAACCACAAACACUCUUGAAGGAAACUGCGUGGCGUUUGGCAGCACACAUACAUGGGGUUCGUUGUGUGUCUGUAUAAAGAGUGAUUGUAUGUCAGCUUUAAUUUAGAUACAUUAAGUGUGCGGAUACACCUGAUGUGCUUUUAAAGUUUAUCAUAUAAUACAGCAGCAUACUGUCUGCGUGUGUGUCCUAGUCCUGCCCUUGUUUUCAUCACUAUUUUUGACCUUUGAGUUUUUGGGAUCUGUGUUGUUGUGUUGAAUGUGUGUCGUGUGCAUUGGGCAGGAUAGCAGAGCUUUUGCUAAAGUGGACAAUGAAGUUAUUAAGUCCACAUGAACAGUAAUGUAGCACCAGUAAACUGUAGCUAACUCGGCUGUUGUGACAGAUCAGUUUCACGUUAAAAUCAUUAACCAGGGGAUGUGAAUCCUGUGUCCUUGUCCUCAUUAGCCACUCACACAUGAUUUCACCAUCACUGAGUGAAUGUUUGAUGCUGCAGCACGUAAACUCGUGUGACUUUUAAGCCCAAAACGACAAUAUGGCACUUAAAGAAACUGUGAGGAAGCAGAAGGAUAAAUUAAUAUUUUCACAAAGCAUUUCAGUUCCCUGCCAUUAUGUGUACUGUCUAUUUGUUUUGUACAUAUUAUUAAUUAUUGUGAUUUGAUGUUUUAAUUUCUGCCUAACAACUUUCUCCUCUGUAUUUAUUUAUAUUGAAUAAAAAACAUCUAGACAGA